CUCAAUGGAUAUCAAGAGACCCACGCGUCCCACAUAACCACAGCUAACGGACUGUUCGCGCUAACCUUCAACUAUCAUUUCGUCAUUCGCAAUUUCUCUCCUUCCACGAGCAGUAAUUCUAUGACUAUCACGAUGCACGGCUGGGGUCGCUUCUGCUGUUGGUGUGUGCUCGUCGUUAUCAACGCUGAUCUACUUUUCCGCGAAGAUCGUACGAAUAUCAUGAUAUUGGUUGGGUUCAGUGCGUGUAUUUGGGUUCGGCUAGAUGUAGAUCUCGAAUCCGCGGUUGUGUAA
Messenger RNA from Periconia digitata, 291 nucleotides. The record is from the annotation of a GenBank genome assembly. Lineage: Eukaryota; Fungi; Ascomycota; Dothideomycetes; Pleosporales; Periconiaceae.